UCCCCACUAGUCCUUAUAGGUCUCUCUGCGCUGGUACUAGGGACCGCGGCAGGCCGAGAGGGAGGUACGGGUGGGGAGAAGGGACAGGUCCGGGCAGAGCUCGGGGGUUGGCACCAGUUCGCGCACGCACUUGUCCCAGUUCUAGCUGACCGCAGUAGCUGCGUCUUCUGCGCUCCAGUACCCUGAGCUCAUCUGCAAACGUCCUGGCGUCCGUCCUCACCAUGCCUAGCCUUUGGGAUCGCUUCUCGUCGUCCUCUUCGUCCUCGUCCUUGUCCCGAAGUCCCACCCCAGAUCAGCCGCCACGCUCAGCCUGGGGGUCGGCGGCCCGAGAAGAGGCACUCGGCCGCUGCGCGAGCCUGGAGAGCUCGGACUGCGAGUCCCUGGACAGCAGCAACAGUGGCUUUGGGCCGGAGGAAGACUCUUCUUACCUGGAUGGGGUGUCCCUGCCCGACUUCGAGCUGCUCAGCGAUCCCGAGGAUGAGCACCUGUGUGCCAACCUGAUGCAGCUGCUGCAGGAGAGCCUGGCCCAGGCACGGCUGGGCUCGCGGCGCCCUGCACGCCUGCUGAUGCCCAGCCAGCUGGUGAGCCAGGUGGGCAAAGAACUACUGCGCCUGGCCUACAGCGAGCCGUGCGGGCUGCGGGGGGCGCUGCUAGACGUCUGCGUAGAGCAGGGCAAGAGCUGCCACAGCGUGGGUCAACUGGCUCUCGACCCCAGCCUUGUGCCCACCUUCCAGCUGACCCUCGUGCUGCGCCUGGACUCACGCCUCUGGCCCAAGAUCCAGGGGUUGUUUAGCUCCGCCAACUCUCCCUUCGUCCCCGGCUUCAGCCAGUCCCUGACGCUGAGCACAGGCUUCCGAGUAAUCAAAAAGAAGCUGUACAGCUCAGAGCAGCUGCUCAUUGAGGAGUGUUGAACUUGGGUCUGGGGGGCCGAUACUGACCCCAUGACAGAGACAGUUGAACUUUUGGGGUGGACAUUGGCAGGCAGAAGCUGAGGGACUGCUGCCUGUCGUUAGAAAACUGACAACAGCCACCUGUGGGGAGGAAGGUCAAGGUGAGGGGAACACGGUGUUUCCCUAGGAAGCUCACUGAGGUGUGGACAGGUGGCUCCCACUUGGGCUCACACGCUGCCCCUCAGUACUGUAGCAUGAAACAAAGGCUUAGGGGCCAACCAGGCUUCUGGCUGGAUGUGUAUGUAGCAUGUACCUUAUUAUUUUUAUUGUUACUGACAGUUAAGACAACAGUGGUGUGACAGAGCCAUGAGAGCAGCUGGGCUGCACUGGCAUCUGCAAGGGAUGUGUGCUCACGGUAGCUGGCUCUGGUGGGGGGGGGUCAUCGAGGUGGUUUGUGUGUAUCAUGGUCUGAAGGGACCAAAUGUUUGUUCUUUGUUGUUUUUGUAUCUUUUUUUUUUUUUGAUUGGAGCUUCACUACUGACCUGUUCUAGGCAGCUAUCUUACAGACGCAUGAAUGUAAGAGGAGAAAGGGGUGGGUGUUGGGAU
Molecule: messenger RNA, 1496 nt
Organism: Orcinus orca (killer whale)
Lineage: Eukaryota; Metazoa; Chordata; Mammalia; Artiodactyla; Delphinidae
Gene: DDIT4
Product: DNA damage inducible transcript 4
Exons: 3
Coding region: 222-911 (229 amino acids)
Biological process (GO): response to hypoxia; negative regulation of TOR signaling; apoptotic process
Cellular component (GO): cytoplasm
Molecular function (GO): 14-3-3 protein binding
Source: RefSeq, a predicted model, not a curated record